This is a messenger RNA of Acanthosepion pharaonis, 756 nucleotides long. Lineage: Eukaryota; Metazoa; Mollusca; Cephalopoda; Sepiida; Sepiidae. The record is from the annotation of a GenBank genome assembly.
AUGAGAAUACGUUUUAUUUGUGGUUUUUCUUACCAAACUCUGAUUGAUAUUCUUCUGUUGUUCACCCCACUUGUCUUCUUUUACACUCUCUCCCUUUUCAUCUCUCUCUCUCUCUCUCUCUCUCUCUCUUUGCUUCUACCUAUCUCUUUUCAUUUAUACACUUUUUAUUUCCCCCUUUUUCACUCGCUAUCUUUGAACUUUUCUCUUUUUUCCUCUCUCUUAUAUCCAUAUAUCUUUUUCUGUUUUCUCUUCAUUUUUUCCUUUCUAUCAUCCUCUCUCGUUUCCCUCGCUUUUUCUCCCCACUGUCAUUUCCUCGCACCCUUUAUCCUCCAUCUCUCAUUUAUUUCGCUAUAUUUAUCCCAUCAAUGCCUUCUUUCAAUAUAUUUUCUCCUCUGCCCAUUUUUUUUUUUCACUGUUUCUAUCCUCUCUCUUUUCUUCCCUUUAUCGUUUGUUUCGCCAUUUUUUUUCUCACAUUCCGGUUUCUUUUGUUCUUUUUUUUUCUUCUGUCUUGCUUCUUCUCUCUCGUUUCUUUCGUUUUAUUUCUCCCUCCUUUCGUUUCUUUCACUCUAUUUUGCCCCUCUUCGUUUAUUCCGCCCUCUCUCCUCUAUUUCCUUCCCUUUUCAUUUCUUUUGCUAUUUCCCCCCAUUCUCGUUAAUUCCUAUCUUUUUCUCUCCUUCGUUUUCUUUUGCUCUAUUUCUCGUUACUUUUGCUUCUGUUUCCCUCCGCUCUCUCUCUCUCUCUUUCUUUCAUGUCUGA